Messenger RNA from Monoraphidium neglectum, 1437 nucleotides. RefSeq lists its product as hypothetical. The coding region runs from base 1 to 1437 and encodes 478 amino acids. The transcript has a single exon. The record is from RefSeq and is a predicted model, not a curated record. NCBI's taxonomy places the organism in Eukaryota, Viridiplantae, Chlorophyta, Chlorophyceae, Sphaeropleales, Selenastraceae.
AUGGCGCCCACAGAGGACAGGCGCCGCACACUCCAGGCGGCCCUGGACGUGUGCCGCGCGGUCCGAGCCGCCGUCGACGCCGUGCCCCUCCCCGCGCGCGUCGCGCGCGUCCCCUCGCUGCUCAAGCCGCCGCUGGAGGCCUCCGCGGCGCCAGACGCGGCCGGCGAGCGCGCGGCGAUCGGCGUGCUGGCGCGGCUUGCGCGCGAGGGCGGCGCGGAGCUGCGGCUGGUGGUGGACCCGGCGACGCGCCGCUGCCUCCGCCUGCUGCCCCAACAACAGCACGACAGACGCGGGCCCUCUGCUGGCAGCGACGCUGAUUUGGGCCCUGCAGAUGCGGCAGUGCCAGAGCUCAUCACUGAAGAGGCUGAGGAGGUGACCCCCGCCGGCGCCAGCGCAGUCAACAGUGACGCUGGUCCGGUCGGCGGCGCGUCCGCCGCUGGCGGAGGGGCGCCGCGGCGCUACGUGUAUCUGGACGCCGUCGACGGCACCCUGCUGCUGUCAGGGCUGGCCAACGACGCGUCGGCCUCGCCACCCAUACUGCGCCUCGCGGGCGCGGGCGCGUGGGCCGUCGGCGUCGCGCUCACGGAUGCCACGACCAAGCCGCUGUCGCAGCUGCAGCUCUCGGAUUUUACAGUGGCCGUGAUCGCCGACGGCGCGCCGCCCGGCUGCACGAGGGGCGGCAGCGCGGCGCUGCACCCAUCGGCGGCGGCCGCCGUGUGGGAGGAGGAUGGGCAGCCAGCGGGCAGCACCGGCGCGCAAGGUGGCAGAUACGUUGCGUACGACUGCUCGACUGCCACUCCGGCGAUGACAUCAGCAACGGCGGCGCCAGGAGGGCCACCAAGAACGGCGGACAGCGGCGCCACACCCGCAGCAGCUGCGGGGCCGUGGCUGUACCCACGUUUGCACACCACCAGCUGCACACGCCUUGGGGCCACGUUUGCCUACCUCGACGCGUUCCAGUCCCACGACAAGACCAGCGCGCAGCCGACCGACCCCGCGCUCGCGCGGCAGCUGUUUGCUCUCUUGGGGGACCGUCACAAUGGCGGCGCGUUCGACGUGACCAGGGCUUACGGCAACCUCGGGGCUCUGCUGCGCAGCUUUUUCGGGUGGCGCGGCUACCAAGCAGGGGCAGCCAGCAGCUGCACGAGCGGCGGCGGCGGCGGCGGCGGCAGCGGGGAUGCGGAGGUGUGGCUGGAGCCGCAGUGCGGCGCAUUCGUGGUGGUCAACGAGAACCUGGCCAACCUGAUCCCCGCGGUGCCGCUGGUGCUGGGCGCCGGCGGGGCCGCGACCGACCUGCUCGGCGCGCCGCUGGCGGGGCGGCGCCUGGCAGAGGGCCGGACGAGCGUUGUGUACGCGGGCAACGCAGAGCUGCACGACGCGCUGCUGCGGCUGGCGCGGCGGGCGCAUGAGGAGGCGGACGCUCGGGCGGCGGCGUAA